UGUUUUAUGCCCGGGAUGUUCCAAACCUGUGGCACAAUCUCACAACGUUGGGGUCACAAAAGUGCCCUGGGCCAGACACAGGACCCUGUGGUGCAAUGGUAGCGCAUCUGACUCCAGAUCAGAAGGUUGCGUGUUCAAGUCACGUCAGGGUCACAAAAGUGCCCAACAGGACCCUGUGGCGCAAUGGUAGCGCGUCUGACUCCAGAUCAGAAGGUUGCGUGUUCGAGUCACGUCAGGGUCACAAAAGUGUUUUAUGCCCGGGGUGUCCCAAACCUGUGGCACAAUCUCACAACGUUGGGGUCACAAAAGUGCCCUGGGCCAGAUACAGGACCCUGUGGCGCAAUGGUAGCGCGUCUGGCUCCAGAUCAGAAGGUUGCGUGUUCGAGUCACGUCGGGGUCACAAAAGUGUUUUAUGCUCGGGAUGUCCCAAACCUGUGGCACAAUCUCACGACGUUGGGGUCACAAAAGUGCCCCGUGCCCAACAGGACCCUGUGGCGCAAUGGUAGCGCGUCUGACUCCAGAUCAGAAGGUUGCGUGUUCGAGUCACGUCAGGGUCACAAAAGUGUUUUAUGCCCGGGGUGUCCCAAACCUGUGGCACAAUCUCACGACGUUGGGGUCACAAAAGUGCCCUGGGCCAGACACAGGACCCUGUGGCGCAAUGGUAGCGCGUCUGACUCCAGAUCAGAAGGUUGCGUGUUCAAGUCACGUCGGGGUCACAAAAGUGUUUUAUGCCCGGGGUGUCCCAAACCUGUGGCACAAUCUCACGACGUUGGGGUCACAAAAGUGCCCUGGGCCAGACACAGGACCCUGUGGCGCAAUGGUAGCGCGUCUGACUCCAGAUCAGAAGGUUGCGUGUUCGAGUCACGUCGGGGUCACAAAAGUAUUUUAUGUCCGGGAUGUUGCAAACCUGUGGCACAAUCUCACAACGUUGGGGUCACAAAAGUGCCCCGUGCCCAACAGGACCCUGUGGCGCAAUGGUAGCGCGUCUGACUCCAGAUCAGAAGGUUGCGUGUCGGGGUCACAAAAGUAUUUUAUGCCCGGGAUGUUGCAAACCUGUGGCACAAUCUCAUGACGUUGGGGUCACAAAAGUGCCCCGUGCCCAACAGGACCCUGUGGCGCAAGGGUAGCGCGUCUGACUCCAGAUCAGAAGGUUGCGUGUUCGAGUCACGUCAGG
Molecule: messenger RNA, 1174 nt
Organism: Doryrhamphus excisus (bluestripe pipefish)
Lineage: Eukaryota; Metazoa; Chordata; Actinopteri; Syngnathiformes; Syngnathidae
Source: RefSeq, a predicted model, not a curated record